This is a messenger RNA of Blepharisma stoltei, 2596 nucleotides long. The record is from the annotation of a GenBank genome assembly. NCBI's taxonomy places the organism in Eukaryota, Ciliophora, Heterotrichea, Heterotrichida, Blepharismidae.
AUGGACUCACUUAUAUCAGCCGAUAAGGUUAAACUCUCAACAAAGAUAAAGAUUAAUAUUAAACUCUAGAGGGUCUGAGGUAUUAUUGCAGCCUCUUGCUGUCUCAUGGAUAGCUUCGCACUGGCACUUCGCUUUUUAAUCUUACAUCACCAAAAAAUUGUGACAUAGCAAGGUUCUCGGGGGGUCGCGCCCAACAUCUCUUUGGUUCCAGCUAGCGAAAAAAGUCUCCCUAAACUUCCGAUAGGGCUCGUAGUAUGGACCACCUUGCCUCCUCCAUGAUAUAUCUGAGCCAUAUUACAGGCUCGUAAAUGCUCCCAUGGAGCGAUAGGGGACAUUGUGUAGGUAGUUUCUUCUACAAGUCAGUAAAAAAGGUCGAGGGUCAAUCCCUAAACCAAAAACCCCACUUAGGAGAACUAUCAUCAUGUGGCUUUUCUCCUCUAGGUCCGGAUCAACUCACGGAUCACCAGAAUCUACAUUAGAUGUUGCCAUUUAAUAAUUCUUCUUAACAAAGAAGAAAAUUAUUUUAUUCGCUAAUCCUCUAUCUGGCAGCAAUCAAGCACGGAAAUAUCUUCAGCUCUAUUCAAAAGCCUUGGCUUUUGAAGUCAAAUAUACUUUAAAAUGGCGUGGCGGAUCAACUCACCCAGUUAAUGCUGAGGAGCCGAGGGAUCUUGUCGUAUGGAAGAUGGUGUUUGGUAACGUGUAUCCGGCUAUCUUUACUUGGCUUGGUGGAGCGCAAUAUAGGAUAAGGCGGCCGCUUGCUCUCGCUCCAAGUCAAGGUUUAUUUCUUGGGAAAAUGAAGCUCAAAGUGGAAAGGGAAGUCCCAGCAACACCACUGGUUAUUCGAAACGAUCCCAAUGAGAUGCCAGGCGCUGCGUCCUGGGCUACGAGAUUCCAUCUUGGUCGGCGGGUUUUUGAAUUUUCUGGGAAGCUGAAUCCCGUUGAUGUAAGGCAUGGUGACCCAAGUCUAAGACUCACGAGUAGUGAGUGAAAAAGCACCUCGCCUGAGGAGCAACACAUUGAGAUGCUGUGCUUGAACUGGCGAACAAGCGGUGGAGCCUUAUGGAGGUGGUUAGCCUGGGGACCUACUGGGAGCUUUUUAUGAUUUUAAUUAAGUUAAGUUAAGACAUUUGAAGUCGAAAACUCUGCAGUAAAAUUGUAUAUUUAUGAGUUAACUUCAGACAAAGGGAGAAGAGAAGGCACACAAAAAAUAGCUUCGCUUAUGAGCAAAACGGAUGAAAAAAUAAGAGUAGUUGUUGCAGGAGGUGAUGGGAGUUUAAUUUGGAUCAUCGAAGAAUUGCUGAGGUCUGAGAUAGAUAUUAAAAAAGUUGACUUAGGUAUCCUCCCUUUUGGCACUGGGAAUGAUCUUUCUUGUAUGCUAGGGUGGGGGAGAAGUCCGAUGUCACAUUUAAUUGGAAACUCAUUGGAAGGCUUAAAAAAUAGCAUCCAAACGUGAAUGGAAGCGACUCCUCAGAACCUCGAUAUAUGGAGUAUUGAAAUAGACGUUGACUCCCCCCCCUCGAAGUUCGACCAAGAUUUUUUUGGUCGAACUUCGAGGGGGGUUAAGAAAAAUUUUUUUAAAAAAAAUUAUAUUGAAUUUUUUUUAUAUAAUUUAGUAGUUAAAAAAAAAUAUUUAUCAUAUUCUUCUGUAUGGUUGAGAGGGUGUAAGGGUUAGAAAAAAUAGUGCAAGAUGGUUUUGUAACGCUUUUUUAGAACUUGAAUACAAAAAUCGCAAGCUCACCCCCACAUAGUUUAAAAUUUUUGAAAAAUUGCUUAUUUUCCUAGUAAAUUUAUAGGGUCUUGGUCGAACUUUGAGGGGGGUUAAUUUCCAAAAAAAUAGGAAUUUUCCCUAUAUCUUGGUCGAACUUCGAGGGGGGGGAGUGAGGAAAACGGUUACUUUCAAAAAAUUAGCAAGCAUGUGCAUGGAUUUGAAAGAAAAAACAUCACCGAUGAUAAUGGGAAUAUUUCAAAAUCUUACCAAAGACUUAUGACUAAUUAUUUUAGCAUCGGACUUGAUGCUAGAAUUGGGCUAGGAUUUGAUAAGCGAAGAUCUAAGAAAAAAUGCUUUAAUAAAUGCAUCUACGUUUGGGAAGGCUUCAAAAAAAUGUGCUGCCUAAGGGUCCCAAAACUAAAGACCAUGGUAAAUUCAUUCAUCGAAGCUGAAAAUAAAGUUAUUUUCGAUAACUCAGCGCCUGGUGAAACAAAUUUGCCACGAAAUACCUCAGUUUUCCUAAUGCUGAACUCCAGAACUUAUGCAGGACAAGAUCAUUAUGUAUGAGAUAAGGCUAAAUCCAAAAGUAAUUCCACUUUUCAGCCACAAAACCCAAGAGAUGGGCUGCUAGAGUCAAUGUAUUUUAGAGGCAAUUUUGAUUUGGGAUUAGAACAAGUUCCAGGUUUAGGCGGCAGAGCUACAAAGCUUAAUCAAGGAGCUGGACCUUUUGUUUUGAAUUUUGCUCCAAUGGAUGAUGAAGAAGAAGUGAGGGUUUACAUGCAAAUUGAUGGAGAGUACUUUUAUGCUGUCCGCCCUAAGCAAGCAAGAGUAAGCCUUUCAAACAUCUCCAAAGAAGGUGUCUCGAUAUUAGUUAGACAGAAAAAAUAA